Messenger RNA from Jaculus jaculus (lesser Egyptian jerboa), 3219 nucleotides. It is a transcript of the gene Vsig10l, whose product is annotated as V-set and immunoglobulin domain containing 10 like. The record is from RefSeq and is a predicted model, not a curated record. The transcript is spliced from 10 exons. Lineage: Eukaryota; Metazoa; Chordata; Mammalia; Rodentia; Dipodidae. Bases 173 to 2788 code for a protein of 871 amino acids.
UGGGCCACUCAGCCAUCAGCUGGAACUAGGGGACCCUGGCACCUCCCCUCGGGUCUGUCUUCCUUCCCCACCCAGGAAACUAAGCCAUCAUUCCAGUUGGACUUGUCUAACCCGGGAGGGACAUGCAGGCCCUGGGUCUCUCGGUACUGUCCUCGCAGGUGCGGCUAGCAACAUGGGCACCUCAAAGGCUCUGCUUCUCUUCCUACUUCUGGCCUUUGCAGCAGCCCUCCUUGCCCUCCCAGCCACUUCUGGACCGCAGCAACCCUCUGCCUCCUCUUCAGAUUCUGUGGGAUCCCCCCAGGGCCUGGGUUCGAAAGUCCCUACCAUCCUGCCAUCCAGCCGCAACUUUUCAGAUCAACUUUGGGGUUCAAAACCCUCUUCUGGAACCUCUGAUUCCAGAUGGUUUCCCAAAGUGCUGAAUUCAAGUGGUGUGUCUGGGUCGUUGUGGUCCAAUGCGUCGGCUGGAGGACAGCAUCCAAGCCCAGAUCCCACCUUCGCUGAAAUUUUUGCUUCUAAAGGGUUUCCCAAUGGCUUGGAUUCUCAGAUUCCAGCCAAAGACCCCACACCUUCCCUCUCUGCCAAGAUCCCAGCUUCACACUUUACCGCUCAAGUCCCGGAUACCAAAGUACCUGUCAGGGCCCCCGGUUCAGAGCUGCCCCCAGAUAAUUACCAUCUUGAACUUCCUGAGGCUUUGGAGACUCACCCAGCCACAAACUUCGCGCAGCAGGUGGGAGGGCCCCUGGCUGUGCUGGUGGGGACCACCAUCCGUCUCCCUCUGACUCCUGUCCCCAGUCCUGGGCCUCCUGCCCCUUUGGUAGUCUGGCGCCGGGGCUCCAAGGUGCUGGCGGCUGGAGGCCUGGGGCCAGGGGCUCCUCUUUUAAGCCUGGACCCAGUGCACCGAGACCGCCUUCGAUUUGACCAAGCCCGAGGGGGUCUAGAACUCACGUCUGCCCAGCUGGGUGAUGCUGGUGUCUACACAGCUGAGGUCAUCCGGGGAGGGGUCUCCCGGCACAUUCGGGAGUUCACGGUGGGUGUGUACGAGCCCCUACCCCGGCUGUCGGUUCAUCCCAAGGCCCCGGAGACCGAGGAGGGGGCUGCCGAACUGAGGCUGCGCUGCUUGGGGUGGAGUCCGGGUCGCGGGGAGCUGAGCUGGAGCAAGGAUGGGCGUGCCUUGGAGGUUGCGGACCCCGAUGGAACAGCGUCCUCUCGCAUCCGCGUGGAGCGGGACCAGCUGGUCAUCUCUCGUCCUGUGCGCGGUGACCACGCCCGGUACACCUGCCGGGUCCGCAGCCCCUUCGGCCACACGGAGGCUGAGGCCGACGUGAGCGUCUUCUACGGCCCCGACCAGCCGAUUAUCCGCGCUUCCUCUGACCGCGACGCUGACCCUGCGCUGUUUGUCACCUCGGGAAGCAAUGUGACUUUACAUUGCACCGCCUCCUCGCGGCCACCCGCCGACAUCGCCUGGAGCCUGGCGGACCCGGCCGAGGCCGCGGUGCCCGCGGGGCCGCGACUACUGCUGCCCGCGGUCGGGCCCGGCCACGCCGGCGCCUACGCCUGCAUCGCGGCGAACCCGCGCACUGGCCGCCGGCGCCGCGCGCUGCUCAACCUCACCGUGGCGGAUCUGCCUCCCGGGUCCCCACAAUGCUCCGUGGAAGGGGGUCCCAUGGACCGCAGCCUCCGCUUUCGCUGCUCGUGGCCCGGCGGGGUCCCUGCGGCCUCCCUGCAGUUCCAAGGUCUCUCGGAAGGCGUCCGCGCAGGGCCCACGCCCUCGGCGCUCACCGUGGCGGUCCCCGCCCGCCCUGAGCUCAGCGGCGUGGCCAUCACCUGUCUGGCCCGCCACCUGGUGGCCACGCGCACCUGCACUGUCACCCCGGAAGCCCCCCGGGAAGUGCUGCUACAUCCACUUGUGGAGGACACAGAGGCAGGGGAGGCAGAGGUGGCCUUGGAGGCCACUGGCUGUCCCCCACCCUCACGAGCAUCCUGGACCCGGGAAGGACGACCCCUGGCCCCAGGAGGUGGGGGUCGACUGAGGCUCAGCCCGGAUGGCCAGAAGCUCCUUAUCAGUAACUUCAGCCUGGAUUGGGACCUGGGCAACUACUCCGUUCUGUGCAGUGGGGCGCUGGGCGCCGGGGGUAACCAGAUCACCCUUACUGGACCCUCAAUCGCCUCGUGGAAGCUGCAGAGAACCCGCCACGCGGCAGUGCUCACCUGGGACGUGGAGCGCGGUGCCCUCAUCUCUGGCUUUCACAUCCAGGCCCGAAUGGACAGCCCUGACCUGGGCCGAGUCACCACCAGAGGGGACUGGGUCUCCCUGCAAAUCCUGGGUCCACAGGAACGGUCAGCGGUGGUGCCCCUCCCUCCUCAGAACCUUGGGACCUGGGCUUUCCGCAUUCUGCCUAUCUUGGGCUCCGUGCCAGGGAGCCCAUCCCAAAGCCGGGUCUACCAGGCGGGCUCCACCCUGGGCCCCGGGGCCAUAGCAGGUAUCGUCCUGGGCUCGCUUUUGGGCUUGGCGUUGCUGGCAGCCCUUCUGGUUCUGUGCAUCUGCUGCCUGCGCCGCUUCCCAGGAAAACCUUUUCUUGAAAAGAAGGACCCUCUCACCUUCGCCCCUGUGGUCACUCCUCCAGGAAAGAUGAUGCAGGGUGUGACUCCAGUAAAGACCUUACCGCCAUGGCCCCUCAAAACCCAGCUGCAGGACCCUCGCCCAGCCAGGGCCCAGCAAGUCACCAGCCCCUGUCCAGGUGGAGGUCUGUAUACUGUUGGAACUGUCCGGGCAGCGACCCGGGUGUGAAGUGAGCCAGUGGCCCCUCUGCAUGAGUGUGACUUUCUGCUGUGCCUCAGCAGUACAUAGAGCCUGCUGUGACUGAGGGCUGAAACCCCAGAGUGGGACUUUCUGUCUCUCUCUCUUGUCUCAGAAGACUCAACCUAUAUUUGUGUGCCUAAGAAGAUGUGACUGUGGUGGGAAAGAGUUGCGUAUAGAUCUGGGAAUGAGGCUGUGGGCCUGGGCUCAGCCUUCAAAAAGGUCUCAUUCUGCCUUCUCCAGGCCACACCCUCUCCAGCUCCCAGAAAUCCCACCAUCAGACACUUCAGAUCAUGCAAGUUCCUCACCCCUCCCUCCUCCUUCUUCUCUUUUUCUCUCCUUUUCUUUCUUUUAUUGGUUUCUUUUAUUGAUACAGGCUCACAUGUAGCCAAGCCUAGCCUCAAACUCACUAUGUAGCUGAG